Messenger RNA from Amorphotheca resinae ATCC 22711, 391 nucleotides. RefSeq lists its product as hypothetical. The record is from RefSeq and is a predicted model, not a curated record. The transcript has a single exon. NCBI's taxonomy places the organism in Eukaryota, Fungi, Ascomycota, Leotiomycetes, Helotiales, Amorphothecaceae. The coding region runs from base 100 to 321 and encodes 73 amino acids.
GCGAGAUGUCACAACUAAGGGAUGGCGCAGCCGAUGGCGCAACAGAGGCGUGAUAGAGGCGACAUGUUGGAGUGGUGAUAGGAUGGCGGAGGAUGGAUCAUGUAUGGUAUAAUCGUACAGGUAAGAAGAUACUACUUGAUCGAGAAUACGCGACAAGAGACGAAGUGCAGGACAGGACACGUACGCACCGCCCAUUCUCGCAGCGGGCGGAUGACGCCUCCUCAUUCGCGCAGCCAGCGAGCAGAGCGCAGUGACAUGCCGGGGCGUUGUUGGGCCGAGGCAUCAAGGCACGACGGCGUCACUGGCGGGAAACACUUAUGAAGACUUUCUGCAGCAUAAUAAUUCCGUGGCAGCGGAGCGGUGGAGAUUGGAGAUUGGAGAUUGGCCGGCG